Molecule: messenger RNA, 3256 nt
Organism: Harpia harpyja (harpy eagle)
Lineage: Eukaryota; Metazoa; Chordata; Aves; Accipitriformes; Accipitridae
Gene: AP2A2
Product: adaptor related protein complex 2 subunit alpha 2
Exons: 23
Coding region: 513-3182 (889 amino acids)
Biological process (GO): clathrin-dependent endocytosis; intracellular protein transport
Cellular component (GO): membrane coat; AP-2 adaptor complex
Molecular function (GO): clathrin-cargo adaptor activity
Source: RefSeq, a predicted model, not a curated record
UUCUGUGGAUAGUGGUUCACUUACUGUGCAGAAUAUUAGAAAAUGUACUCUACAGAGUUCUUAAAUGUGAUCAGUAGGUCACUGAUCUCUUUGUCUGUAGUGAUAGAUAUCUAAUCACAACGGGAUGUCCCAAGGCAUAAGUCUUCAACUGCCUUUGUGCCUUUCGUGAUCUUCAGCAUGACAGGCACUUCUUUCCUCUGAUCAAAUGUAUCUUGUGAAAGGGCAGCAUGUACUCAUGUUUUUGUUCAUAACAGGAUGUUAAUACAUAAUUAAGCAAAAAGCUUCUUGGUCUGCAGCCUUGAACUGGUCAAUUUCUGAACAAAACUGAAGCCAUACUACCAUCUUGUGAAGGCAAAAGUAAAGAAGCGGAGAUAAAGAGGAUAAAUAAAGAACUAGCAAACAUUCGGUCAAAAUUUAAAGGUGACAAGGCUCUGGAUGGUUACAGUAAGAAAAAAUAUGUCUGCAAACUGCUUUUCAUCUUUCUUCUGGGGCAUGACAUUGACUUUGGUCACAUGGAGGCUGUAAACCUGCUCAGUUCCAAUAGAUAUACAGAGAAACAAAUUGGAUAUCUCUUCAUCUCCGUACUAGUGAACUCUAACAGUGAGCUGAUUCGCUUAAUAAACAAUGCGAUCAAGAAUGAUCUGGCCAGCCGCAACCCCACCUUUAUGGGACUUGCUCUGCAUUGUAUCGCUAAUGUGGGUAGCCGGGAGAUGGCAGAAGCAUUUGCUGGAGAAAUUCCAAAAAUACUUGUAGCUGGAGAUACUAUGGAUAGUGUGAAGCAGAGUGCUGCCUUAUGCUUGCUGCGUUUAUAUAGAACUUCUCCUGACCUUGUCCCCAUGGGAGAUUGGACGUCUAGAGUGGUGCAUCUCCUCAAUGACCAGCACUUGGGUGUGGUUACUGCAGCUACAAGUCUGAUAACCACUUUGGCACAGAAGAACCCAGAAGAGUUUAAAACUUCAGUCUCCUUGGCAGUGUCUAGAUUAAGCAGAAUUGUAACUUCUGCAUCAACAGAUCUUCAGGACUAUACAUACUACUUUGUUCCUGCUCCUUGGUUAUCUGUGAAACUUCUGAGGCUGUUACAGUGCUAUCCACCUCCAGAAGACCCUGCGGUACGUGGUCGUCUAACAGAAUGCCUGGAAACUAUUCUUAACAAAGCGCAGGAGCCACCAAAGUCCAAAAAAGUACAACACUCAAAUGCAAAGAAUGCUGUGCUGUUUGAGGCAAUAAGUUUAAUUAUACAUCAUGACAGUGAGCCAAAUCUACUAGUCCGUGCCUGUAACCAGCUAGGUCAGUUCUUGCAGCACCGAGAAACUAAUUUGCGAUACCUAGCACUGGAAAGCAUGUGCACGCUUGCCAGCUCUGAAUUCUCACAUGAGGCUGUGAAAACACACAUAGAAACAGUUAUCAAUGCAUUGAAGACUGAAAGAGAUGUAAGUGUACGACAAAGAGCUGUAGAUCUCCUGUAUGCAAUGUGUGACCGAAGCAAUGCCCAACAGAUUGUGGCUGAAAUGCUGAAUUACUUGGAGACUGCUGAUUAUUCAAUUAGAGAAGAAAUUGUUCUCAAAGUUGCAAUUCUAGCUGAGAAGUAUGCAGUGGAUUAUACUUGGUAUGUGGAUACAAUCUUGAAUCUGAUUCGCAUUGCUGGUGACUAUGUUAGUGAAGAAGUAUGGUAUCGAGUUAUUCAGAUUGUCAUCAACAGGGAUGAUGUUCAAGGGUAUGCAGCAAAGACUGUUUUUGAGGCCCUUCAAGCUCCAGCAUGCCAUGAGAAUCUUGUAAAAGUAGGUGGCUACAUCUUGGGAGAGUUUGGAAAUUUGAUAGCAGGUGAUCCAAGAUCAAGUCCCCUCAUCCAGUUCAACUUGCUACAUUCCAAGUUUCAUCUGUGUAGUGUUCCUACCAGAGCUCUGCUUCUGUCUACCUACAUCAAGUUUGUGAACCUGUUUCCAGAAAUCAAAACUACAAUUCAAGACGUAUUGCGCAGUGACAGUCAGCUAAAGAAUGCUGAUGUUGAGCUGCAGCAGAGAGCUGUUGAGUAUUUGAGGCUCAGUACUAUUGCCAGUACUGAUAUAUUGGCUACAGUGCUGGAAGAAAUGCCUCCCUUUCCAGAGAGAGAAUCUUCUAUUUUGGCGAAACUCAAGAAAAAGAAAGGCCCGGGCACAGUUACUGACCUGGAAGAGAUCAAAAAGGAGAGGAGCUCUGAUAUGAAUGGAAGUGCUGAACCUGCCUCUGUCAAUGCCAGUGCUGUUUCUACUCCUUCUCCAUCUGCGGAUCUGCUGGGUCUGGGUGCUGCCCCUCUCACCAAUUCAGCUCCGCCAUCGUCCUCUAGUGGUAGCCUGCUGGUGGAUGUAUUUUCAGAUUCAGCUUCUGCAGUUGCACCUCUUGCUCCUGGUUCUGAUGACAACUUUGCAAGCCCUGACCUGGCUUCAUCUGAGGUAGUUUCUGAGGAACCAGCUGAUACUGUGCAUGAUGCUGAUGAGCUUUUUCACAAGUUUGUGUGUAAAAAUAAUGGAGUCUUAUUUGAGAAUCAAUUGCUACAAAUUGGAUUGAAAUCUGAAUUUCGACAGAACCUGGGACGUAUGUUCAUAUUCUAUGGUAAUAAGACAUCAACACAGUUCUUGAAUUUUACUCCAACAGUAAUCUGCUCAGAUGACCUACAGUCAAGCCUGAAUCUUCAGACAAAACCUGUUGACCCCACAGUGGACGGAGGUGCACAGGUUCAACAGGUUGUGAACAUUGAAUGUGUGUCAGACUUUAUGGAAGCUCCACUCCUGAACAUUCAAUUCAGGUAUGGUGGAACAUUUCAAAACCUUUCGGUAAAAUUACCCAUCACACUGAAUAAAUUUUUCCAGCCGACAGAGAUGUCUUCUCAAGACUUUUUUCAGCGUUGGAAGCAACUGAGCAAUCCAAAACAAGAAGUACAGAAUAUCUUUAAAGCAAAACACCCAAUGGAUGCAGAGAUCACAAAAGCAAAGAUAAUUGGCUUUGGGUCAGCCCUACUUGAGGAGGUAGAUCCCAAUCCUGCUAACUUUGUUGGUGCUGGUAUCAUCCAUACAAAAACUACUCAGAUUGGAUGCUUGCUGCGCCUUGAACCCAACCUCCAGGCACAGAUGUAUAGGCUCACACUACGAACAAGUAAAGAAGCUGUAUCUCAGAGAUUAUGUGAAUUGCUGUCAGAACAGUUUUAAUAUUAACCAUGUCAGUUUGGGUUUUUCCAUUUAUAUCGCUGUCAUCAUACUGCAAAUAAAUGUCUUGUACAUCA